Dichotomopilus funicola is the source of this 1005-nucleotide messenger RNA. RefSeq lists its product as uncharacterized. NCBI's taxonomy places the organism in Eukaryota, Fungi, Ascomycota, Sordariomycetes, Sordariales, Chaetomiaceae. The transcript has a single exon. Bases 1 to 1005 code for a protein of 334 amino acids. The record is from RefSeq and is a predicted model, not a curated record.
AUGUCGACCCGACCAAGCUUGAGGGUGUCGACACCCCUUACCGCGAACUUCCCCAGCAUCCCGCCGUCGGCCUCGGAGCUCCGGUCUGCCGUAUCACUGCCCUCGGCCGUUUCCAGCAACACACCGCUGUCCGCCAUCUCGCGGACCUCGGCCUUCCGAGACCCAAUCCCCACUUCCGGUCUUCCUUCUGCUGGGCUUCCUUCCGCCGGACCCUUUAGCGCAACGAUCAAGCUGGAACAUGAGCUCCAGAAGACUCCCAUUACGCCGCCCGUUGCGUAUCUGGACUUCCUAAAGGGCAUGACAUUGGUCUCGCCAUGCCUCGCCUCGCCACCGCAGACUGGGAAGUCAGCCCUCAACCGGACGAGCACCACUAGUACCACGAGCAGCACGAGCAGCGCGCGUAGCAACGAGAGCCUUGACAGCACCACAAGCACCAACACCGAGCCCGAAGAAGAAACCGACAAUGGCAAGGGCGACACAGAAACCGAGGGCGCGCCGUCCACAGCACGGACCGAUAGCAAUGGGAGCAAGGAGAAGGACGGGGACAAGUCCAAGAGCUCGAAACCCGCGCCAAUAGACACCAAGAAGAAGCUUGCGACAACCCCCCGCAAGGUCCCCGAAUGCCCCAUGUCUGCGCCCCCCGCCGGGACUGUCUUCCCUAGCAUGAAGCUGCCCGCCUCGCCAGCCGUCACCACCGCCGGCCUGUACUCCCCACGAUCGCCGCUCAGCGGUGCCUCCGUGCGCUCCCACUUCGACUGGGAGGCCGCACUCAAGUCAAGGCGGUUUGCCGAGACCCCCGGCGGAUCCAAGCGCCCCGCGGCGCCCGAAACACCAGGCCUUCCCGUUACCGCCGGCACACCAUUGACGCCAGGUGGUCACAAGCGCUCCAGCAUUCGGCAUAUCCGGGAGGUUGUCACGCGCACUGUCACUUACACGCCAAGGAUGGCGCCCGCGCCCAAGGGUAAGAGGAGGAAGAUUGACGCCGAGACGGCCGUUCAGUCGUGA